AUGGAUGGCCUUUCUAGAUACCGCGAUGACGAUAUCCCAGUCCCGUUUGAUCCUCUGACUGAUGUCCCUGAGGAUACGAACAUAUUGCUCAAGACUUUACAACCAUAUUUUGAGGAGACUGUCGAGCUUACAAGUCCCGGUCACUGGAGUAUCGGUUCCCUGAUGCUUUGCGAGAAAGUUGAAGAGGGACAAAAGGUGCCUUCUGACGUGGUUUGUAGUUGGAGCGAUGAGGGCAAGACAUAUUGCAUCCGAAAACGACCUACACCAAGGAUAACGAUAGAUGGAGAGCCUAAAGGAGAUAUUCUGACAGGGAGAGUUUCUCGCGGGUACAACGCUGCGUUAUGGAUGCUAAGCCCGAACGUUUUCUGUAAAGUCAAAUCCUGGGCUGAGGGCCUGACUACCGAAGCUAGCACAAUCCGAUUUGUUAAUAAGCAUGUGCCUUCUAUUCCAACAGAGGAAAUAAUAUGCGAGUGGAUUGACCAAAAGUGGAAGAGAACUGUUAUGCUUUCACGACGAGUUGCCGGGACUCGGUAUAAUGAGGCAUGGCCCCGUCUUACAAUUAUACAGAGGCUUCAAGUCGCGCAUGAGGUUGCAGGUCAUUUUAAAGAACUUGCUAAACAUGAAUCAGAUUAUGUUGAAACAGUUUCAGGAGGGGCGAUUGCGGGACAGUACUCACUUCGGAUACGGGAAACGCUGCCAGCGUGGAAACCUCGGAUAGAAUCAAGAGUUUCGCAAGAGGAUCAUUUUGAAUAUCUUAAAAGGCAGGACGAAGGAAUCGAGCCCUUAGAUGCCGACGAUCCUUUUGUAUUGCAACAUGUGGAUUGUGGCCCAAAGCACUUUUUUGUUACAAUACCAACUGAUCCCUUGGAGGCUCCCAAAGUAACAGCGAUUAUGUAUUGGGAAGGGGCAGGCUACUUGCCUAAGUGGAGAGUUGCCACCGAGCCUCGAUUAAACAGAAACUUCGCUAUAUACACUCCACCAAUCCUCCAAGAUUCCACUAUAGUCUAUCCGACCCCCCCCAAAGAUUUCGCUGAUUGGAUGUGGAUGUUGUCACAUGCCUGCGUCCGAGCAGGCUUUCCAUUGUACACGAGUUAUAUGAUGCGACAGGGCAGAAGGGCGCUAAGACAGUAUCCUGCCGCGCGUAUUGAAUUUGCUGUUAGUACCACGAAUCUGCCAGGUGCACAAGUGGCGCAGGGUGCAGAAGCGGCGGGUGCUGAAGCGGCGCCGGAGCUCUUGUUGCUUCCUCUCUUGCGCCGGUUCCUCUCUAUUUAG
Molecule: messenger RNA, 1272 nt
Organism: Venustampulla echinocandica
Lineage: Eukaryota; Fungi; Ascomycota; Leotiomycetes; Helotiales; Pleuroascaceae
Exons: 2
Coding region: 1-1272 (423 amino acids)
Source: RefSeq, a predicted model, not a curated record